Messenger RNA from Daphnia carinata, 1763 nucleotides. RefSeq lists its product as uncharacterized. The record is from RefSeq and is a predicted model, not a curated record. Gene Ontology annotation, molecular function: DNA-binding transcription factor activity, RNA polymerase II-specific; RNA polymerase II cis-regulatory region sequence-specific DNA binding. NCBI's taxonomy places the organism in Eukaryota, Metazoa, Arthropoda, Branchiopoda, Diplostraca, Daphniidae. Gene Ontology annotation, biological process: anatomical structure morphogenesis; cell differentiation; regulation of DNA-templated transcription. Bases 292 to 1587 code for a protein of 431 amino acids. The transcript is spliced from 2 exons.
GAAUCUGCACUAGCUACUGGACUGACGGGUCGUCAAAGCGGUUUGUGUGGUGCAUUACGUGUGAGAUUUGUCGUGCGACACCAUGCUUUAGCGCCAACCACGCUAUUGACUCAUCAGUUUUUCUUUUUUAGACAACAUUCUUUGUUACUUCGAAGCAAUAAAAAAACUGUUAUGUGUCUCAAAUAGCUCGUUUUUGAGCUAAUUCAUCUUAACAGUAAUUUCAUGUGUUCUGAACAACAAGAAAAGUUCCUCGUUUUGACGUUACGUUAACGUUUUGUGGACUAGGGCAAUAUGCAACAGCAGCAGCCGACGAACAAUGGCCUUCUACAGCCACCAGAAAAUGGUUUACCAAUGUUUGGAUCUUUGCUGAUAGACGAAAAGUCAUUAACACCUUACUCUGACGCCACACAGACGAAGAAGAAAAGUACGGUUCGCAUCAAGCGGCCGAUGAAUGCAUUUAUGGUGUGGUCGCAGAUUGAAAGACGCAAGAUAUGUGAAAUCCAACCGGAUAUGCAUAAUGCUGAGAUCUCGAAACGACUGGGUAAACAGUGGAAGACGUUGUCGCCGGAGGAGCGUACACCUUUCAUCCAGGAAGCUCAACGAUUGCGUUUGCUUCACAUUCAAGAGUACCCAGACUACAAAUACAAGCCUCGCAAAAAGACUGAUGGUCUGAAAGGAGCAUCAGUCGGUCGUAAAAGCUGUACGACUCCAACGCCCGUCACUGCCAACUGCGUGAACGAGGCCAUAUCUGCGGCCACUACGAACCCGAUCUACUAUGGCGAAGAAUAUCGGCAGCCAUUGGAAGUGCAAGAACAGUACAUCAAUAUGCCGAGAAGUGGCCGAAUAUGCGCUGUUGUUACUCCGGGAUUGUGCGGCACGUUGCGAAUCAUCCAAAAUCACAGUCACUUGCCUUACCAGUCCGGAGAAUAUGAUUUAACUUCCUCCCUAAUUUAUAAUUACCCCCCACCGCCGACGCUUACUGUUCCCUACUUUAUCGAUAACAGUCACCUGAAUAUUCAUCUGAAGAUUGAUGAGAAAUUCAAACAAAGACUAUCGGAUUGCAAACGGGAGCAUAGCCGUAAAUCAGUGCACACAUCCGGCGAGUCUGCGGCUACGGGACCGGCAGUCGUGACCGAUCCGAUAAAAGUGGAAUCGACCUACCCCGAAGUGUCAGGUGCUAGCCAAUCAGAUUUUAGAAUGGACACGGAGGAGUCGCAAAGCUACGGCGAUAGUGAUGCCUCAACUGUACACGCUUAUUCCACGGAAUCACGGUCCCCUCCGUCCACUCUGCUGAGCUUGGACACGUUCACGACCAUCGUCAACUACAACUCGGAUGUGGCCGAUUUCAACAGCCACGCCGUGAAGCUGGAACCCAACACCGAUGGGAGAAUCCACUAUUUUGGCCAUCAUCAUCAGGAAGGUUACGUCUGGCCAGCGAACAACUUUGCAGAGCACCAAGACAACGUUGCCGUUUACGUAAAAGGGCAACCCGAUUCGGCCAACAGCUCGGUCGAAAUGGAUGUGGCCAGUUUGGCUGACUUGGAUCUGCUGGUGACUGAUCUUCUUUUACGUUUAGAUGAUCAGUAGGAAAGGUACAAGAAAUAUUGAAUGGUCCACAAUGUCUAAUUGUCUAUUUGUUUAUUUACCUUUAUUGCCGAGAAGAAAAUGUUUACGCCAAAUGUUGUGUUAUCCUACGCCUCUUUACGAAAACCUAUUGGACCUGAAUAUGUAUUAAUAAAUGCAUCGGCUCUGCCGGACGCGGA